CUUCUCCUAUAUAUGCAACACAAGCACGAAGCAACUUAAUCAAGCCACUAACUACUAGUACAAUGGCUCCAAUGAAAUCCCAAAUCCUCUCGAAAAAACUCGUAAAACCAUCGGCCCCCACGCCGAGGCACCUCCACAAGCUGAAACUGUCCAUCAUGGACCAGCUCAUCCCACCGACGUAUCUCAACAUGAUCUUCUACUACUCCCCCGGAGAGAAAAGCAGAGAGAGAUGCGUCGAGUUGGAGAAGUCGUUGUCGGACACGUUAACCGAGUUUUACCCGUUGGCGGGGAGGUUGGCGGUGGAGGAUCUCCUGGUGGACUGUACCGACGAAGGGGUGGAGUUUUCCGAAGCCCAAGUUUGCGGGAGAAUCGCCGAUUUUGUUCACGGUGGUUCCAUGGCUGAGCAGUUGGAUCAGUUUCUCCCGUGGGAGUGUGGUGCAGAUCCCGCCACCGCUCCCCUGGCGGCCGUUCAGAUCAACCUCUUCGACUGCGGCGGCAUAGUGGUGGGCGUGCGAGUUUCCCACAAAGUAGCUGAUGCGUUCUCAAUCAUAACAUUCGUUAAUGCAUGGGCCACUGCAAACAAAACUAGCAUCAAGAAAGUGUUCUCCCCAAGUUUCAGCUUAGGUUCUAUGUUCCCAACAAGCAACCUACUGCCGAAAAACCCUCCACCCUCGGGAAAAAACGGUGUUAAAAUCGUCACGAAGAGGUUCUUCUUCGGCAGGGUGGCGAUCCAGUCCCUGGUGGUGGCCGCCGGGGGCUCAGUCUCCCAGGGGGCGGUGUUGGCCGCGCUCUUAUGGAAGGCUCUAAUCGGUGCGGCUCGAUCGGAACAUGGACGCUUGCGACCUUCUCUACUAGUCUACCCAAUAAACUUGAGAGACAAUAUCAGCAUUUCAAUACCGGGAAAUUCAUUCGGGAAUUUCUCUAUGCUGUUUAUGGAACGAUGCAUGCCAGAAAAGGGCAAGAUGAAGUUGAAUGAUCUGGCAGGCUCGAUAGGAAACGCGGUGAGGGAAACGGACCCGAAAAGGACGAGCAACGCCGACGAUCUUUGCGUGAUGGUGAGCGAAUCGUUCGGGGAAGCAAGGAGGGAGAAGAUGCAUAACGAGAGAGUGGACGUGCAUUUGUGUGCUAGCUGGUGUGGAUUGCCUUUGUACGAAGCCGAUUUCGGGUGGGGGAAGCCGGUUUGGGUGAGCAGUUCGAACAAGUACGAAGUGAUUCAUUUGAUAGAGAAUAGGUGUGGGGAUGGAGUUGAUGCUUGGGUGAGCUUGUACGAGAAUGAUAUGGCUGAAUUUGAACGGGAUCAAGACAUAUUGGCCUUCAGUUCAUAGCAAAGUUAAGCUCCCUGGUGAGAUAUACUAUUAGAUUGUCAAGGUUGCGCUUGGAUUGCUGAGCGAAAAACCAAAAGAUUGUGUUUUGGAUCACCAAGGGAAAAUUGGAAAAUAUAAGGUGAAAAUUUAAAAGAGUUUUAGGGUUUUUUUUUUCUUCUAUCAUUUUCUUUGUAUCCUUCUCAGAUACAAGAUCCAUGGCAAUUUAUCCCAACACAGUAGUUGUAAGGGAUAUAUUUGUCCUUUCUUAUAGAUAUUGAAUUGCCUGAAUGAAAUAGUUAGGCUUUUUUUUUUUUUAAAUUAUAAAAUGCUUUACUUGUUGCCCGAU
This is a messenger RNA of Rhododendron vialii, 1650 nucleotides long. RefSeq names its product acetyl-CoA-benzylalcohol acetyltransferase-like. Bases 63 to 1325 code for a protein of 420 amino acids. The record is from RefSeq and is a predicted model, not a curated record. Lineage: Eukaryota; Viridiplantae; Streptophyta; Magnoliopsida; Ericales; Ericaceae. The transcript has 2 exons.